Messenger RNA from Biomphalaria glabrata, 2178 nucleotides. Its product is annotated as achaete-scute homolog 1-like. Gene Ontology annotation, biological process: developmental process; regulation of transcription by RNA polymerase II. The transcript is spliced from 2 exons. The coding region runs from base 581 to 1360 and encodes 259 amino acids. Gene Ontology annotation, molecular function: protein dimerization activity; DNA-binding transcription factor activity, RNA polymerase II-specific; RNA polymerase II transcription regulatory region sequence-specific DNA binding. The record is from RefSeq and is a predicted model, not a curated record. NCBI's taxonomy places the organism in Eukaryota, Metazoa, Mollusca, Gastropoda, Planorbidae.
UUGUAGACUUUUGGCGUGGCUGGCCGUGCCAUAAAUAGCCUCAUCUUCUAUAAAUGACCUAAGGAAAGGACCUAACGAACAAGAAGCACUAGUCUAUGUGUACCCACGUUUUGAUACUCACAAUGACACAAUCUAUUUAACUGGAAGCCACAUUACAUUUCUUGGACAUUCAAAAAAUUCGUUCGACAUCGUGUGUGAUAAUUAAAAUAUUAUAAUAACCAGAAGUGAAAAAAAAUUAAACUUUUAGGAAUAAAGGUUAACAGACAAUUCAUCGUUAUAGGUGUAUGGCAUUUUCCAAUGGGCUAGCUAUUAUUAUACACGUGUGAGACAUUCCUAUGAUGUACUGAUUUAUUAUAAUAUAAAUUGUAUAGAAGAUAAAUCGAUCUUUUCUGAAAUGUGAAUGAAUCAUCGAUGCGAAGUUUAAUUGAUAUUCUACGCACAUUGACUCUGCAUCUUGCUCUAUAUGCUGCUAUAGUGGUUCUAAUUUCUUACAAAUAUUUCCACUACUGGAUCAUUACAUUUGUGAAACUUACCUUGGAUUCCUAACAGUUUUGUGUAUUUUCAAAUUAAAGUGAAAAAAAUGUCUGAAUUGUCUAAAUAUCCCUAUGACAGAGGUCAGUGCAUACAAGUCAAAACUGAAGAUAUUUCGUUUAGCCAUGAACUUGACUUUCAAACUAAUCCUGCAUUUCGCUUUUGUUUUUCACGUAGCCCACAGAGUUACUCCUCUUGCAUGUAUACUACAAGUGUGUCUAAUCCAACCUCUUACAAGGAAAACAAUAGCCCCGCAUGCAGACGCAGACUAGACUUUAGCAACACUGCCUUUUUUGAUGAAACCAAAAUUGGACCUUUGGCCGUUGCCAAGCGUAACGAACGAGAGAGGAACAGAGUUAAGCUGAUAAACAUGACGUUUCACACCCUCAGGCAACAUCUACCCCACCUAAAUAGUGUCUGCAAAGGGAAAUCCAGAAAACUCAGCAAAGUUCAAACUUUGCGUUCCGCCAUUGCCUAUAUACGACAACUUCAGGAGCUGGUGCAUGCCAGACAGGCCGGUCACGUGACAAAGCAAGAAGAUCCGCACUUUGGAGACGACGACGCCCAGUCUAAUACAGACAUUUCGGACAGUCCGAUGUCAAGACGAGUUGACAACAUGGCGGACCUCGGCAAGUCAAUGGCUUAUGCUUACAAUGAUUUCAGUAAGUUGGCAUCGCAAGACCAGCUUCCAAUGAUGUCAGCAUCCUCUCCUUCUUUUCCCGGCAUCUCUUUUGAUUUGUUGGUCAAAUCAGACGAGGACAUCUUGAUUAGUACAGAUGACGAUGUCUUGAUUAGUACAGAUGAGGAUGAUUUUGUUGAUUGGUUAUAGAAAAUAAAUAUUUUUUUUAUUUCUAUCCAAUGAUUGGUAAUAGAAGAACAGAAGAUCGCUCAGGUGUUUUCAUUCCAUGUUCUGAACAACGAGAAGCAUCUAUCAAUGACAAGAAUCUAGAUUUAUCAAAUCAAUAUUAGGCUACCAAUUAUAAGUUGUCUUCAUUUUGAAGAAUUAUUUGUACAAAUCAAAUGUUGAUUAUUGUAAAUAGAUGUCAUGAGUAUUAGUAUCUGGUCUAUUAGAAGAUUGUUGAAAUAAAUGUGUAACACUUGUAAUAUUCGAUCGAGUCGGGGGAAGGGGGUUAAAAGAUGUAGAGAAAAAAAAAGGUCUACUCCCAAGAUAUGUAGGAAUCAAAGAGAUGUAGAGGAAAAAAAAAAGUUUCUACGCCCAAGAUAUGUAGGAAACAAAGAGAUGUAGAGAAAAAAAAAAAGGUCUACUCCCAAGAUAUGUAGGAAACAAAGAGAUGUAGAGAAAAAAAAAGGUCUACUCCCAAGAUAUAUAGGAAACAAAGAGAUGUAGAGAAAAAAAAAACGUCUACUCCCAAGAUAUGUAGCAAACAAAGAGAAAGAAUUUUAGCCUACGUCUUUGAUUUGUAGGACAUGUUGAUAAAGAAUAAAGGCUAAGCAAUGGUCUUUUAGUUUUAUUGAUUUCUUACAGAAUAUGGCUGUAGGCCUGGGAUUGUAAAAAGGCUAUGAAGAGGCAGAUUGCUGGUUGUGAUUUUAUUGUUUUAAUUCUAUGAGCCAUGCUUGAAACUUUAUAUUUGAAUGCGAUGUAGGCCUUUGUUAAAAAUGUUCAAUAAGAAGGUCUAUUGUAAGACA